Messenger RNA from Racocetra persica, 1351 nucleotides. Lineage: Eukaryota; Fungi; Glomeromycota; Glomeromycetes; Diversisporales; Gigasporaceae. The record is from the annotation of a GenBank genome assembly.
CAAUAACGAUUUCUUCUACAAGAAUAUGGUUACUUUACUACGAAACGCGGCUCUUUGUAGUCUGUGGCAAAAAAUAGCCCUCUCAACUAUAAACCGGCGUGCUUUAACGACAACUUCAAAACUAUUUAAAAAUAUUCAUGAUAUUCAUGAAGAAAAAGUUAGUUAUCCAGGUGCAACUGAGAGCCAUUUCACUAGUGAACUGAAGUUUAUUCAGAGUAUCGCACCUAUACCUACAUAUCGAGUUAUGGAUCGGCACGGGAGGAUUCUUGAUCCCACGCAGGAACCACAGGUAUCCAAAGAAUUUUCCGUAAAGAUAUACAAAGAUAUGGUUACAUUAAAUAUUCUAGAUUUUAUUCUUUAUGAAGCUCAACGACAAGGUCGUAUAAGUUUUUAUAUGACAAAUUAUGGUGAAGAGGCUUAUAUCGGCAGUGCUGCUGGUUUAGAUAGCCAAGAUGUCAUUUUUGGUCAAUAUAGGGAAUCUGGUGUGUUAUUAUAUCGCGGAUUCACACUUGAUAAUUUUAUGAAUCAGUGUUAUAGUAAUGAAAAGGAUAUAGGAAAAGGUAGGCAGAUGCCUGUACAUUAUGGCUCUAAAGAGUUGAACUUUCAAACAAUCUCUUCACCGAUUGCGACGCAACUCCCGCAGGCCUCAGGUGCUGCAUAUGCGCUUAAGAGAGCUGGAAAGAAAAAUUGUAUUAUGUGCUAUUUUGGUGAAGGUGCUGCAAGUGAAGGGGAUUUCCAUGCGGCUCUGAACAUAGCGGCGACAAUGAAAUGCCCAGUAAUAUUUUUUUGUCGGAACAAUGGUUUUGCUAUUUCUACACCUGCAUUAGAACAAUACAAAGGAGAUGGUAUAGCAAGUAGAGGAAUUGGAUAUGGAAUUGACACAAUACGCGUUGAUGGAAAUGAUGUCUGGGCCAUUUAUAAUGCUACCAAAGCUGCACGACAACUCACAGUUGAAGAACAUCGCCCAGUUUUGAUAGAAGCAAUGACAUAUAGAGUUAGUCAUCAUAGUACUUCUGAUGAUUCCUUUGCGUAUCGUUCCAAAAAGGAAGUUGAAUAUUGGAAGCAACUUGAUAAUCCAAUAGUUCGGUUUCGCAAGUGGCUAGAGGAUAAGGAUUGGUGGAAUGAACAUGAAGAAAAUUCGUUUAGAACUUCAAUUCGUAAAGAAAUUUUAAAUGCAUUUUCUAAAGCCGAAAAACUCUCAAAACCUUCUAUUACAGAUCUUUUCAAUGACGUUUAUGAUUGCCCUCCGCAGAAUAUCAUCGAUCAGAGGAAAAAGUUAAAAACCUUAAUAGAGAAAUAUCCUGAACACUAUCCUCUUAAAAAUUACAAAAACGAAGGUAAAGAUUUGUGA